Cyphellophora europaea CBS 101466 is the source of this 1356-nucleotide messenger RNA. RefSeq lists its product as uncharacterized. The coding region runs from base 1 to 1356 and encodes 451 amino acids. Gene Ontology annotation, molecular function: zinc ion binding; DNA-binding transcription activator activity, RNA polymerase II-specific. The record is from RefSeq and is a predicted model, not a curated record. The transcript has 2 exons. Gene Ontology annotation, biological process: regulation of transcription by RNA polymerase II. NCBI's taxonomy places the organism in Eukaryota, Fungi, Ascomycota, Eurotiomycetes, Chaetothyriales, Cyphellophoraceae.
AUGCCUUCGAGAAGAUCUCAUACCAAGUCGCAUCACGGCUGCCGACAAUGCAAGGCCCGGAGAGUCAAGUGCGACGAGACCGCCCCUCAGUGCCAGCGAUGCGUCAAGAGACACAUCACCUGCUCGUUCGUGACCGAUGGCACUGAUGGCUUCGUUCAAUCGGCGACACCCGCGCCGCUACCAACAGCACCCCAGGUCGAUCAUUUAGCCCCCAAAGAUGGCCCAACAAACGGCUACCACAAUGUCGAGGUUCCACUGCACCGUUUCGAUAUGCCGCAACCAUCUCAACCGCAGCAGCCCAGCCUGGCAUCCAGCAUAUCGCCCGCGCCGCCUCCAGCCAAGGUUCUCGAUCUUCUGGAUCUGGAACUGAUCCACCAAUACUGCACGAGAACUUACCUUUCUAUCUCGUCGCGCUUGGCAACCCAUGUUAUCUGGCGAGACGCCGUUUUUCGCGAAGGCCUCCGGCAUGAGUUUGUCCUGCGUGGAAUCAUGGCCACUGCUGCCCUGCACCGAGCUUCCACCCAUCCCGUGUACUCGGAUGAGUACAGGAAAUACGCCAAUGCCGCCCUGAUUCACCAGCACGCGGCUCUACAGGAGUACUCGCCACUGACAGCAAGCCCGACCGCUGACAAUGCUGUCGCGCUGUUUUCCCUAUCCAUGCUUCUGACAGUCAUCACGUUUGCUGUGGAGCGUUUGCCUGACGACCUGAAGACCGGUGGCCCCUACCUCACACUCGCCGAAACCAACCCUGACAUUUAUCUACCACUCGGAUCCCCUACAAGGAACUUCAUUGGCGUGAUUGUCACUUUGCGAGGUAUUCUGGUAGUCAUCCGCCAGACAAAUCAAUACCUCCAAGGCGACAUAGCUGAGAUGCUACGAUACCCAAAGAUCGAGGAUCUCCCAGUGCAUCCUCCAGAGAUCUCGAGAAUGUAUGAGGAUCUGGCCGAGACUGCUUCGUCCUAUCGCCCUCACACAAUCAAGACAGAACUCUCCGUCGAUGAGCUCUGUGAGCUAUUCUUCAAGCAAGUCAUACGUCUCCGGGACGUUACUCGGUGUCGAGGCGUUGUCGAAUGGGACAACCAUAUUUUCUCCUUCCUGGUUGGCUCACCGCCCGAGUUCAUCAAUUGUAUCAAACAGGGAGAUCCGAUGGCACUCGUCAUUCUAGCUCAUUGGGCUGCUUGUUUCAGAUGUAUGGACCAUCAUUGGUGGGCGGUCGGCUGGGGCGAGCAGCUCGUGUUGGAUAUUGCAAGUCUUGUUGAUAUGGGCGCAUGGUCCAAAGUCAUGGAAUGGCCGUUGUUGCAGUGUGGCCGUUCCGUCAGCGAUCCGGGAUUUGCUCAGCCUUGGAAUGCGCCAUGA